Molecule: messenger RNA, 4110 nt
Organism: Oncorhynchus keta (chum salmon)
Lineage: Eukaryota; Metazoa; Chordata; Actinopteri; Salmoniformes; Salmonidae
Product: neuromedin-B receptor-like
Exons: 3
Coding region: 898-2028 (376 amino acids)
Biological process (GO): G protein-coupled receptor signaling pathway
Cellular component (GO): membrane
Molecular function (GO): G protein-coupled peptide receptor activity
Source: RefSeq, a predicted model, not a curated record
UGACUUUACGACCAAAAUUAUCCUAUUCACACUUUGUAGACAAUUUUGACACUAGAAUAAGUGUUUGACUAAUAUCGAUGCCACAUAGGCCGUUUUUAUACCCGAUAAGAUGUGUAUUACGUUUUCAGUUGCGCUUUGAUAGAUGUGACCAACUCUCUUAACUAAUUUAGAUUAUUUAUAUUGUUCCUAACAUCAGUCAUUUCCAGAGGUAUUAACAUUCAGAAGCAAUACCUUCAAUGGCUUUCUUUUAACUCCCGUAUGGGGAAUAAGCAAGCGAAACGUUCGUUUAUGUUCUGAUUUAGGCUACUUCACUCCCCCCUCGAAUUACCUCUGUGAGUCUCUCCCCCUAACUUUACCACCUUCACUGCUUUCCGUAUUUAUGGCAUUUCUAUAACCCUUCACUUUCCCCAAAGAAGGACACAAUACAGCUCGUACAGAUGCGGCGGGCUGAUAAUGAGACACAUGCACAGGACAAUGAGUGGGUUCAGUUUCGAAAUAUUACUUAUUGGAUUUUCCUUAUUGGCCCCCCAAAAAACUCAUCCUAAUUCACACAUCUUUCCAAGCACAGCUUUCUCAUCCUAAACGUGACAAUUGUAUUUGGUGCUAAUACAGUAGCCUAGCAUAGCCUAUAGUUUAUUCAGUUUAUAUUCGAUAAACGUACCACUAUGAAACGGUAUGUGAGUAGCAUUGACAAUGCUACACAUCACACGCAAAACUGGUGUGACUUCUUUUUCCGUCAUCGUUGCUGUAGGCUACGCUAUGCGUGUUGAAAAAGUGCCUCCUUUUGCGCUUCAGUCAUUGUGGCUUGAGUCGCGCAACACUCAGACUUGCUUUGGAAAACGGUCAUCCUCAAUGCCAUUUUAUCAAGGUGAUUAUUGAACAAAUCCCUGAGAAGCAAUGGAUAAUAUUUUAGAGAACGUAUCUUUUACUGGACAUUCUGUCUUUUACAACUUUACUGACGAUUGGAUACCUGCUGAAAGAGAAACUAUUGAUUUUAUUCUAAGAUGUGUCAUACCGACUGUGUAUAUUCUGAUCAUAACGAUUGGAUUGUUGGGGAACAUUACCUUGGUUAAGAUUUUUAUCACAAACAGUGCAAUGAGGAGCGUCCCCAACAUAUUUAUUUCGAGUUUGGCAGCUGGGGAUCUUUUGCUUUUGGUCACUUGUGUUCCAGUGGAUGCGUUCAGAUACUUCUUUGAGGAGUGGAUCUUCGGUGUUGUGGCUUGCAAACUAAUUCCGGUCAUUCAACUCACUUCAGUCGGAGUCUCGGUGUUCACUCUCACUGCACUAAGCGCGGACAGGUACAAAGCCAUAGUGAAUCCUAUGGACAUCCAGACAUCCAGUGCCGUGUUCUGGACAUGUCUGAAAGCUGUGUCCAUCUGGGUGAUCUCCGUCCUGCUGGCGGUGCCCGAGGCCAUCUUCUCCCAGGUAGUACACAUCCAGGACAAGAAUGUGACCUUCACUGCCUGCGUGCCCUAUCCCCUUUCCAACGACAUGCAUCCCAAGAUCCACUCCAUCCUCAUAUUCCUGGUGUACUUCCUGAUUCCCCUGGGGAUCAUCUCUGUAUACUACUUCCACAUCGCCAGGACUCUAGUCAAGAGUGCUCACGACAUGCCUGGAGAGAUCAGUGAGCACACGAAGAGACAGAUGGAGACGAGAAAACGGCUGGCCAAAAUUGUUCUGGUUUUUGUAGGCCUCUUCGCUCUUUGCUGGUUCCCCAACCAUGUCUUGUACAUGUACCGCUCCUUCAACUACCGUCAGAUCGACUCCUCUCUGUCGCACCUCAUCAUCACCCUGCUGGCCCGGGUGCUAAGUUUCUCCAGCUCCUGUGUCAACCCGUUUGCCCUCUACCUGCUGAGCGAGAGUUUCCGAAGGCACUUCAACAGCUCACUGCACUGCAAGAGGAAGCCCCACCAUGAACGCAACACUAGCUACCUGCAGCAUACCUCAGCCAUAAGAAUGACCUCCAUCAAGAAGACCACCCCUACUGUCAUCAACGGACAUGGCAACAGGCAGGAGGUCACUCUGUAGGUUUAGGAUGUCACCUGAUGACAUGUAAGUGGUGGGAGUGGCACCAAAAAAAGGUUAAGUGCAAAGCUUUUACAAGGAGAACUAUUAUGAAAAGGUCAUGCAUGUGUGCUAAACAGAAAAUGCUUUGUUUGAAGCUGUCUUGUCUAUACAUUCCCCACAAUGCCACAUAUCACUGCUGAUGAGAUGAUCACCCAUGAACUUGUCAACAAAUCUGUCUUGAGAGAUUCCGGUAUCCACAAUGUUCCAUUUUUCAUGUUUUGUUGUGUCUAUCUACAUGUUUCACUUUACACAGCUUGCAUAGAUAUAUACUGUCUGCGAAGCAAGCUGUCCAAACUGCAAACCCAAAGAGCAGGUAGUUGCUCCCAUGACAGGAAAUCUAUGUCCCUGUGUUUUUAUUUAUUUAUUUCAUCUUUAUUUAACCAGGUAGGCUAGUUGAGAACAAGUACUCAUUUGCAACUGCGACCUGGCCAAGACAAAGCAAAGCAGUUCGACACAUACAACAACAUGGAAUAGACAUGGAAUAAACAAACAUACAAUCAAUAAUACAGUAGGAGAAUCUAUAUACAGCAUGCGCAAAUGAGGUAGGAUAAGAGAGGUAAGGCAAUAAAUAGGCCAUGGUGGAAAAGUAAUUACAAUAUAGCAAUUAAACACUGGAAUGGUAGGAUGUGCAGAGGAUGAAUGUGCAAGUUGAGAUUCUGGGGUGCAAAGGAGCAAGAUAAAUAAAUACAGUAUGGGGAUGAGGUAGAUUGAAUGGGCUAUUUACAGAUGAGCUAUGUACAGGUGCAGUGAUCUGUGAGCUGCUCUGACAGCUGGUGCUUAAAGCUAGUGAGGGAGGUAAGAGUCUCAAACUUCAGAGAUUUUUGCAGUUUGUUCCAGUCAUUGGCAGCAGAGAACUGGAAGGAAAGGCGGCCAAAGGAAGAAUUGGCUUUGGGGGUGACCAGUGAGAUAUACCUUCUGGAGUGCGUGCUACGGGUGGGUGCUGCUAUGGUGACCAGUGAGCUGAGAUAAGGCAGGGUUUUACUUAGCAGAGACUUGUAGAUGACCUGGAGCCAGUGGGUUUGGCAACGAGUAUGAAGCGAGGGCCAGCCAACGAGAGCUUACAGGUCGCAAUGGUGGAUAGUAUAUGGGGCUUUGGUGACAAAACGGAUGGCACUGUGAUAGAUUGCAUCCGAUUUGUUGAGUAGAGUGUUGGAGGCUAUUUUGUAAAUGACAUCUCCGAAGUCGAGGAUCGGUAGGAUGGUCAGUUUUACGAGGGUAUGUUUGGCCGAUUCUAGAUUUAAUUUUGGAUUGGAGAUGUUUAAUGUGAGUCUGGAAGGAGAGUUUACAGUCUAACCAGACACCUAGGUAUUUGUAGUUGUCCGCAUAUUCUAAGUCAGAACCGUCCAGAGUAGUGAUGCUGGACAGGCGGGCAAGUGCGGGCAGUGAUCGGUUGAAGAGCAGGCAUUUAGUUUCACUUGCAUUUAAGAGCAGUUGGAGGCCACGGAAGGAGAGUUGUAUGGCAUUGAAGCUCGUCUGGAGGGUUGUUAACACAGUGUCCACAGAAGGGCCAGAGGUAUACAGGAUGGUGUCAUCUGCGUAGAGGUGGAUCAAAGAAUCACCAGCAGCGAGAGCGACAUCAUUGAUGUAUACAGAGAAGAGUCAGCCUGAGAAUUGAACCCUGUGGCACCCCCAUAGAGACUGCCAGAGGUCCGGACAACAGGCCCUCAGAUUUGACAUACUGAACUCUUAUCGGAGAAGUAGGUGAUCAGUGUGCUGCUUAGCUUCCUCUACUGUCCAACUAACCCAUCCUGGGCUCAAACCAGUGAUCCAGGUUUCCAACUGUUAAUGGAAACCUGUACACAACUAUUGCUGGACAGUAAGAGGAUAAAUGAAUUUGUUUAUUAGAUCACUUUGAUAAUGCCAUUUCCUGUGCUAUGUUUGAAUGUUUAUCUUCCGAUGCUCAAUGUGACACAAAUGUUCGAUGUUUUGUUGAGUAAAACAUGUCCCAGUAUAUUGAACUGCAAAUGCUGCAAUAUGAUUGCUGAAAAAAAAUUAAGAAAUAAACAAAUAAUAAUAUAUACAGUGUGUGUACAGAUAUAUAUA